Messenger RNA from Marmota flaviventris (yellow-bellied marmot), 1996 nucleotides. RefSeq names its product cysteine and glycine rich protein 1 (gene Csrp1). Gene Ontology annotation, cellular component: Z disc; nucleus; cytoplasm. Gene Ontology annotation, biological process: sarcomere organization; muscle tissue development. Gene Ontology annotation, molecular function: actinin binding; structural constituent of muscle. The record is from RefSeq and is a predicted model, not a curated record. NCBI's taxonomy places the organism in Eukaryota, Metazoa, Chordata, Mammalia, Rodentia, Sciuridae.
CGUCUCUGCCCCCGCUCCCGCCAGCCGGCGGGGCUGCUGGUGUCUUGGGGGGGCAGAGCCGCGGGGCUUCGCUCCGUGACAUCAGCCCUGCUGUGGUGCUGUGUGCAAAGCCUACUGGUUGGCGUGGCGAGGGACACGCCUUCCCCGAGCGGAACAAAACGGCGCGCAGACUGGGCGCACCCAGCCGUCGCUUCCUACAGUGCCUGCCGCCCGCGCCCGCCGCCGACCGCUGCCAGAAUGCCGAACUGGGGAGGAGGCAAGAAGUGCGGGGUGUGCCAGAAGACGGUCUACUUUGCCGAGGAGGUCCAGUGCGAGGGCAACAGCUUCCAUAAGUCCUGCUUCCUGUGCAUGGUCUGCAAGAAGAAUCUGGACAGCACCACUGUGGCCGUGCAUGGGGAGGAGAUCUACUGCAAGUCCUGCUAUGGCAAGAAGUAUGGGCCAAAAGGCUACGGCUAUGGGCAGGGCGCAGGCACGCUGAGCACUGACAAGGGGGAGUCCCUGGGCAUCAAGCAUGAGGAAGCUCCUGGCCACAGACCUACCACCAACCCUAAUGCCUCCAAGUUUGCCCAGAAGAUUGGAGGCUCUGAGCGCUGUCCCCGAUGCAGCCAGGCAGUCUAUGCAGCGGAGAAGGUGAUUGGUGCCGGGAAGUCUUGGCAUAAGUCCUGCUUCCGAUGUGCCAAGUGUGGCAAAGGGCUGGAGUCAACCACCCUGGCCGACAAGGAUGGUGAGAUAUACUGCAAAGGAUGCUAUGCUAAAAACUUCGGGCCCAAGGGCUUUGGCUUUGGACAAGGAGCUGGGGCCUUGGUCCACUCCGAGUGAGGCCACCACUGCCUGCCACACCCUGCCCACUCCUGAGCUUCUCAUUGCCAUCCCCUUCCCAGCAGCCUUGGGGACCUCCAGGAUUCUUUCUCACCCAGCCUAGCCGCACAUCACUAAUGACUUGAACUUGGGCCUCUGGCUCCCUUUGGUUGGGGGUCUUGCCUGAGCUCCCGCCCCACUAAGGAGCUACCCCUGCCUGGCAUCUCACACCAUCACCAGUAGGAGAUGUCUGUCUUUAUAGUCUGUGUGGGACCAGACCCUGUCUCCCUACACCUCUCUCCACAGACCUGUUCUUAACCUCUUAGGCUGAGCGUCCAUCCUCACUGGCCAAGACACCUGGGCCACGUGUUGGUGCCCUAAGCAGCAGCAACAGGCCAGGAGGGAGAGGGAAACAGGACCAAGAUGGAGAGGGAAAAGGCUGUGGUUUAUUGGACUCAGAGAUUCUCUUUGGGAAAGAGGGUGGGCUUCUUGGUGUUUCUCAGAAUAAGUCUGAGGAGUCCCAGCUCAGGGAGUCACUACGGGGAGGCAAAGAGGCAUGCAGGCAGGGUCAUGGCCACAAAAAGGAACGACUCAGUUCUCUAGGCCUCUUGCCUGUGAGUCUCUGUGGAACUGGAGUCCUCCCACCUGGGACUGGAGGGUAACAACCUAGAUCCAAGGACCCCAAAGUCAGAACACCUUAGGCUUCUAGUUCCCUGUUCCAUGUGGGGCGGGGGGUUCCUAGAGAAACACUUCCAACACACAUUCGCAGGAGCCAGUGGUCCAAAUAUCGGGGCAGCUAGAUCUGGCCCUAUUCAUGGAUCCUAAGGAUGCAGUGGGCAGCUCCUCCCCAUCCCAGCACAGCACAGGCUAGCCCUUUGCUGUCACCAGGCCUGGUUGUUCAUCUGAUUGAAGGGAGGCAGACACAUCCUCAGCCUGUAUCCAACACCCUGUCCUUCUGUUUCCAGGCCUCAGGGCCUCCCCCAACCCAAGACCUGCCCCUCCCACACCACCCUUCUCCAGGGAUUCUUCUCUGGCCACAUCACCCAUCCCUUCCAGGACCCCAGGUCAGGAACAGCAGAAAGAAGGGGGAGGGGCCGGACCCUGCUGCUCCCAGUGACUGAAAGGACGACACUGUCUGCAGCACAGGCUGUAUUCAAGCUGAUUUCUUAUCUGGUUAAUAAAGCUGUUUAGAACAAAA